Molecule: messenger RNA, 3613 nt
Organism: Wasmannia auropunctata (little fire ant)
Lineage: Eukaryota; Metazoa; Arthropoda; Insecta; Hymenoptera; Formicidae
Product: armadillo segment polarity protein
Exons: 10
Coding region: 254-2701 (815 amino acids)
Biological process (GO): cell adhesion; positive regulation of transcription by RNA polymerase II
Cellular component (GO): adherens junction; catenin complex
Molecular function (GO): transcription coactivator activity; cadherin binding; alpha-catenin binding
Source: RefSeq, a predicted model, not a curated record
CGUUGUUGAGUGAGGUUUCGUGAGCAUUCCGUGAGGAGUGUCAGGUCGGCUCGUGGUGAGACGAACGUAGUGCGCGAACGUGGUGUCGAACAACGACGUCGACGACGAGGAGACGAGAAAGGAGGCUGCUGCUCCGUGCUGCGGCCGUACCGUGAUCGGUGUCGCGUGCUGAACGGCAAUUCGCGGAGUCGUCGGGGACGCGGAGUCGCGCACGCAGCACGUUACGGUGCGGAGAUAAAUUCUUGCUGGAAUCAUGAGUUAUCCAAUGUCAACGAAUCAAUCGAGACCGAUGUCUCAAGGAAAUUACCAGGGCCCGGGCGACUUGCCCAUGGGCUCGGCCAAGGAACAGACGCUGAUGUGGCAGCAGAACUCCUACAUGAACGACUCAGGUAUCCAUUCCGGCGCUGUCACCCAGGCACCAUCUCUGUCCGGCAAGGAGGACGAGGAAAUGGAGGGUGAUCAGCUGAUGUUCGAUCUGGACCAAGGAUUCGCACAGGGUUUCACACAGGAUCAAGUCGACGAGAUGAAUCAGCAACUGAGUCACACCCGAUCGCAACGUGUGCGCGCCGCUAUGUUUCCCGAAACGCUGGAGGAAGGUGUGGAGAUACCUUCCACGCAAUUCGAUCCCGCACAGCCCACCGCCGUACAGAGACUGGCCGAGCCGAGCCAGAUGCUGAAGCAUGCCGUUGUCAAUUUGAUAAACUAUCAGGACGAUGCUGAUCUUGCGACACGCGCUAUUCCAGAAUUGAUCAAAUUGCUGAACGACGAGGAUCAGGUGGUCGUCUCCCAGGCGGCUAUGAUGGUGCACCAGCUGUCGAAGAAGGAGGCCUCCCGUCAUGCCAUCAUGAACAGCUCGCAGAUGGUGGCCGCCUUGGUGCGCGCUAUCUCGAACAGCGACGACUUGGAGUCGACGAAGGCCGCGGUCGGCACGCUGCACAAUUUAUCACACCACCGGCAGGGCUUGCUGGCCAUUUUCAAGAGCGGCGGCAUUCCCGCGCUUGUGAAACUACUGAGCUCCCCCGUGGAGUCCGUUCUUUUUUACGCGAUAACGACGCUACACAAUCUGUUGCUUCAUCAAGACGGUUCUAAGAUGGCCGUGCGCCUUGCCGGCGGUUUGCAAAAGAUGGUCGCUCUGCUUCAACGGAACAACGUCAAGUUCCUAGCCAUUGUUACCGAUUGCCUGCAGAUUCUGGCAUACGGUAAUCAGGAGAGCAAGCUAAUUAUUCUUGCCUCGCAAGGCCCAAUUGAGCUUGUACGCAUCAUGCGCUCUUACGAGUACGAGAAACUGUUGUGGACCACUUCAAGAGUAUUAAAAGUAUUGUCCGUCUGUCCUAGUAAUAAACCCGCGAUUGUCGAGGCUGGAGGUAUGCAGGCACUCGCCAUGCAUCUUGCGAAUCCGAGUCAAAGAUUAGUGCAGAAUUGCCUGUGGACGCUGCGUAAUCUGUCGGACGCUGGCACGAAGGUUGACGGUCUCGAUAAUUUGCUGCAGAGUCUCGUGCUUGUGCUCGGAUCGGCAGACGUCAAUGUGGUCACGUGCGCCGCUGGCAUCUUGUCAAACCUGACCUGCAACAAUCAGCGCAACAAGGUUGCGGUGUGUAAUUUCGGUGGUGUCGACGCUCUGGUCCGUACGAUCAUCAAUGCCGGUGAUCGGGAAGAGAUAACCGAACCGGCGGUGUGCGCCUUACGUCACUUGACCUCGCGUCACGGCGAAGCGGAAAUGGCGCAAAAUUCCGUUCGGUUAAACUAUGGUAUCCAGGUUAUAGUCAAAUUACUCCAUCCGCCGUCACGCUGGCCGUUGGUGAAGGCGGUUAUCGGAUUAAUCCGCAACUUGGCUCUGUGUCCUUCUAAUCACAUCCCGUUACGCGAUCACGGCGCGAUACAUCAUCUUGUGAGACUCUUGAUGCGUGCAUUCCAGGACACUCAACGCCAGCGCUCAUCUGUUGCCAGUACCGGCAGUCAACAGGCAGCGGGUGCGUAUGCAGACGGAGUACGUAUGGAAGAAAUAGUGGAAGGUUCAGUAGGUGCACUUCAUAUCCUUGCAAGAGAGUCCCAUAAUAGGGCGAUAAUUCGAUCACAGAACGUAAUUCCGAUCUUCGUACAAUUACUGUUCAACGAGAUUGAAAAUAUUCAACGUGUAGCAGCCGGCGUACUUUGCGAACUGGCAGCUGACAAAGAAGGCGCCGAGAUAAUAGAACAGGAGGGUGCUACCGCCCCGCUGACAGAGUUACUACACUCCAGGAAUGAGGGUGUCGCUACUUAUGCAGCGGCAGUGCUAUUCCGCAUGAGCGAGGACAAACCCCAAGAGUACAAAAAACGACUUUCCAUGGAGUUGACGAAUUCCUUAUUCCGCGAGGACACAAAUCUGUGGAACAACGCCGACUUCAGCAUGGCACCGGAUCUACAGCUACCUAAUCUUCAGGACAUGCUUGGCCCUGAGCAAGGCUAUGAUGGUAUGUAUGGCCAAGGACCUCCUAGCGUACACAGCAGCCAUGGCGGUCGGGGUUAUCAACCACAAGGUUAUGACCAGAUACCAGUAGACUCGAUGCAGGGGUUAGAGAUAGGUGGUGGAUCGACAUAUGGCGCAAUGGACACUAUGGACGUCGCACACGAUGGUGACUUGAGUUUCGAUCACUUGGAAGAGCUUCCUGCACCGCCGCAAGACAACAACCAGGUCGCGGCCUGGUACGACACCGAUCUCUGAAUCCGUGCCAUUAUCGAUCUCACGAGCGACAGCAAGCGAAAAACUCAAAAAGCAGGAGCCCUUUUUUUCAGUACUAAGCGAACUUUCAUAGUAGAGCCUCGAUUAUCCGAGCGCUACAGUUGAAUGUCCGCGUUAUGGACUCGUCGAGAGUCCAAGUAAGAAAAAAGAAAACUCGUCCCUAUCUUUCCUGAUUCGCAUUUAUUUUUAUUUUUGCAUUUUUCGCAAUUUUUUAAUUUAGUGACAGAUAGAAUGACACAUACAAUGAAAAUGACCCUGUUAUGCCCCCCUCUCUCUUUCUUCUCUUUAUUUUUUUUUAGUUAUUUACUUGCCGAUUUGUGGUCGGCAUUCAGCCGAGCGUCGAUUGUUGUUAGAUGAAUGGCGCGCCAAGUGAUCGCAUAGUGCUUGGUAUCCCGGAUUUAUAAUACAGGAUGUUCGACUGUAUUCGAAUAGUGUACCUUAAGAUAUACGAUGCAUCUUAAUAAGUAAUUAAAUGACGCUCGGGAAAUUUAUCGGAAAAUAUCACUUUUUUAUGCAUUUAUAAUUUUUAUUUUUGAAGUUAUAUCGACUUGAUACAUGAAGUAAUAUCGAUUGACGGCUAUCGUGUCUUGACCAUCUCUCGGUCCGCGAGAAGCCGUCCUCGAAUAUAAAAGAUCAAUUAGUUCGCGUUAUAGUUGACAUCUUCCUAUAGUCCACGUUCGCGUUUCGCCAAAACGGGAAGUGAAACAUUUCGCUAAUCCAUAUCGAACCCAAGAAAAUGUAUCGCCUGUAUGUAAUCGCCUAAUACGAAUCAUUCACCCGAGCAUAUAAACAUUAUAUCGAUGUAUUAGAAUUAAGUAAGACACAUGUAAUUCGUACACACAUGUAUAUGUAUCGUUUAAUUGUCUAUACAAAUAAACAACAUAAUUAAGCGAU